Messenger RNA from Pollicipes pollicipes, 601 nucleotides. RefSeq names its product biogenesis of lysosome-related organelles complex 1 subunit 5 (gene Muted). The transcript has 5 exons. Gene Ontology annotation, cellular component: transport vesicle; BLOC-1 complex. The coding region runs from base 53 to 511 and encodes 152 amino acids. The record is from RefSeq and is a predicted model, not a curated record. NCBI's taxonomy places the organism in Eukaryota, Metazoa, Arthropoda, Thecostraca, Pollicipedomorpha, Pollicipedidae.
AGUGUGCGUCGUCACGCAUUGGGUGGUCGUCGGGGGUCCCGCUGCGUUUGGCAUGACGGAUGAGUCUGUGUUUGAUCAUGCAACAGAGGUCUGGUCUCGACUGUUCGACCAUCGACCUUUUAUGAGAGGAGAAAUUAAGUCUUUCAUCCAUCAUUUUGAGCUGAAGCACGCAGGCGGCCAGGCGCCCGAGCUGGGCACGCCGCUGCGCCAGGUGCGCGAGAUCAGCGACGGCCUCGUGGACGGCUGCCGUGACCUGCUGGCGCAGACGCUGCCGACGCUGCUAGAGGACGCGGACCUGGUGCAGAGCCAGUGCCAGACCGUGCUGCGUGACGCCGGCGCCAGCGACCUGGCGAAGGACCGUACGGCCGAGCUGCAGAUCGUCCGCGAACAAGACUGGGGCCAGUUCCUGACUGAGAUCGAGCAGCUGCGCGCCCAGGUCGACCAGGAGUUCGCCCGCAAGGAGCACGAUCUGCAUGAGCACUACCGACGCGCCGAACGGAAGCUCAACUAGAUCUGGGUUGCCUGCGCCGCUGACGAGCGGGGCGUGCAGGAUGGAGCUGUGUCCGUCGGAGGAGGCGCGCGCCGCCGUCCGCCGGCUGCU